AUCAACAUCAUUUUUUCUCAUUUCCAUCCGCGAGAGAAGCAGAGGAACAGAGAGCGUACAGGGGAGCUCGGGUAGAAUUUCCAAAGCUCCAAUCUUGAGCCCUAGUGAUCCAAAAAAUCCCGUAAGUAAUGCCUAAUUCAUCCAUACAUCGUGAUUUAUCGAUUUAGAGCUUUAAAACGAGUUUUUGGUUCAGGAAUUUCUUGAUUUCCCGAUCUGCCAAAUUAGGGUUUCGGAGUAUCCGGAAGCCGGAUUGAGCCCAAAUUUCAUAUACGAGCUUCUUGCAGCGAGGUAAUCAAUCCCCUAGUUCUAAUUCCUGAUUUUCGGCUAUUAUUUAGGCCAGGGUCCAAACCGCUGAAUUUAGCUCCGGCCAGGGUUUGAUGUGCUUUUAUCGAGAAUUUGACCCGGAGCCUAGAACUAAUAUUGACGGGGAUACUGCAGGGGAUAUUAGGACGGUCUCGGAUUUUAAUUCGGGGUUCGUUCCUGAAAUUGACGUUUUAGUACGGGAAGGUUAAACCGGUGUUUGAACGACCAGAACUGGUGAGGGAUUAGCACGGCAUACCGGGUUUGUCGUAUCACGAUAAUUAUAUUGAUGCUUAGAAUUGACCUAGGUGAAUUAGAAUGGCAUGAUUAUGGGUGUAUGGACUUCUCUGCUAUAUGAUGAACUAUAGGCUUCUGUAUGAUAUUAUUGACUUGCCUUAAUCGAUAUGGACCUUGUUUAUGUUGAUAAUUCCAUAUAUGUUGCCAGAUGUGGGUUUAAUUGUGAAUAUGCCUUAUGUUGGUUCGAGAAGGUGAUUGGAUAUGAUUUUUCAUGAUUGUUGUAUUUGGAUGCAUAAGUGGGAAAAUAUAUAUUCCCUGGUGAUAUCAUGAUGUUUUAAGGAGGAUGACUUGCACGAGGGUUUAUCCCGAGGAAGUGCAACUAUACGACUCCUGGUUUACCUAUGUUGAGCCAAUUAUGGCCAGGUCAAGUACAUGUGCAAGUAAUGAAUUAUGAUUAAGCAAGAUGAGAUAUGAAUCAUGUAUAAGGAUACCAAAUAUGAGUGUUGUGGUCUCACGGUCAACUACAUAGUAAUUAGGGCUCCCUAUGCUAUUACUCUAUUAUGAUAUGAUAGUCACACCUCUCAUGUGGUGGUGACUGAAGAAUUCUUACGAGAUAUGACCACACCCAGAGUGGUGUCGGGGUAUGACUACACCCAUAGUGGUGUGGGGUAUGUAUGACCACAUCCGACGGGAUGUUGGGGUAUGUAUGACUACAUCCGACGGGAUGUGGGGUAUGUUUCCCGGGAGAGUUAUUAGCAUGGGAGUAGCCAGGCGCCUAUGAUUAAAACAUGAUAAGAUGCAUAUGCAUAAGUCAAAGUGGUUGAGUCUUUUGCUUAUUGGGAUAUGAGGAUGGCUGAGGUCCGAUCCUAGUGUUUUGGCUCGUUUGCUAGAUGUAUGGUAGGGGUAUGCUCUGUUAUGAACUCACGAUGCUAUGAUUAUCUCACUCAGCUAUGAGCUGACCCUCUUUUGUUCUUCUUCUCUGCUUAUGCUAUGUGUAAGCAGAUCAUCAGCAGCAGCAGUAGAUAAGUGUUAGGUGGGAGAGGAGCUAGAGUUGAAGCCAGGAUGAGGUAUGGUCUUCAACUAUUCUGUGCUUGGACUACUACUCGGGAUUUUGGCCAGUGAUCCACACCUUUUUGUAAAAAUGUUUUGAGAACGUUUUUCAUGUGCAUACUAGCUUCUGAUGUAGUGUGAGAUAUCCACAGGUGUGGAAAGUUGAUGAUAUGUGUAUAUGUUGUGUAACUGUGUAAGUUGUGACGAUUAUGGUAUGUAUAAGUAUGGUAUGCAGUUAGGAAGUAUGAAAACUGUGACUAUGGCUAUGGAAAGCCAAUGCUUAUGGUUGUGAGUAUAUAUGUUUGUGAUAAAUUAUUUUGCAGGACAAGUUGCAAGAACUGUUAGCCCAUUACGCGAGUAAUUCAUGUCGAAAUUUUAUUUAGAUAAAUUUUGAUAAUUAAUGUAACACCCGAGAUUAAUUCCGCUGCAAUUGUAUGAACAAUAUGAUUAGGUAAUACGUAUAGGAUAGGGUGUUACAGUUUGGUAUCAGAGCCCGGUUCCCUCUUUUUGCUGUUAUGGCGUACUAUACCCUAUGGGAGGCUAAACACUCCUAAGGAGGGGAGUACCCCAUAAUGACUUAAACUGGGAAUUGAAUUUGAUAUGAUUAUGUGUAUUGGUAUAUUGGAUGAAAUUACCUGCAUCAUGGUUUUCAAAAAUUGAGUUUUGAACUUAUUUGUUUCGAGUAAUUAUUUUGGGAAAAUUUUUGUUUUAACCAAGUGAGAGAUUUGGUGAAGAAUGAAUUUUGUGUGGAUCAAUCUAAGGCCAAUAUUUCCUUGUAGCUCGCACGGAAGUUGUGAAAAUGUUCCUACUGACCAGUCGAGAGGAGUGGGGGCGGUUGAUGCAAGACCGCCAGUAUUAUAUUAUGCAAAGAUGAAGAGUUUGGGUGGUAGGGACUUUAAGGGAGAUGUGAGCCCAGAUGCUGUAGUAGAGUGGUUGAGAGAGAUGGAAGAUGUGUUUGAAUAUCUUUAUGCAACCCCAGAGGAAAAAGUGCAAUAUGUUGUUUUUCUCCUAAAGGGGUAUGCGAGGAGCUGGUGGUCCUCAGUCUCUAGAGUUAAUGGUGAACGAGUUCAGUUCACCUGGGAGGAGUUUCUGAAGGCCUUUAAGACAGAGUUUCUUCCCGAAGCUUUUAUCAGGGCAAAGAACAAUGAAUUUUCCAACCUUAAGCAGGAGAAUAUGACAGUUACUGAGUACACCAUCAAGUUUGUUCGACUGCUUUACUUUGAGGAUGGGUUGGCGGAUACUGAGCAUAAGAAGAAGAUGAGAUACUUGCAUGGUCUGCGCAUAGGAUUGAAAGAAAAGAUCCACAGGGUUGAUGAAGAGAGCAUGGCCACAAUCAAGGAGGCAGCACUUAAGUAUGAAGCCUAUGAAGUUGAGAGCCGAGAGGAACACAAGGCCAAAGAAGAGGAGAAGAAGAGGAAGUUUGGAGUAAAUUAUGCUGGACCUCGUUACCCACCCAGGAGAGGUCCUAGCAGUUUUGGGAGAACACCAAGUCAAUCUAUGUCGGGAACAUCAUACAGGGCACCAAUAUCCUCAGCCACACAAUUUCCAUUUUGUCAAGUUUGUCAGAAGAGGCAUAUUGGAGAGUGUAGGAGAUUUUCUGGUGUAUGCUUUCACUGUGGCCAACCUGGGCACAUCAUGAGGGAUUGCCCGCAUGCGAGAGAAGUAAGAGCUACACAGUCCGAGCCUUCAGUGCAAAUGAGUAGAGCCCCAUUCAGGGGUGGUUACCAGGGAGGCUGUAGUGGAUUUCAGAGUGGUCGUGGUGGUUCACAGGGUGGUAGAGGUGGUGGUCGAAAUCAGCCAUCAGGAAGUGGUACGCAGGGUACCAGAGCACAGGGAGCACCGAGGGUUUAUGCAAUGACUCGAGGUGAGGCAGAAGUGGCACCAGAAGUUGUGACUGGUAUGCUUUCUAUCCUUGGCAAGCAAUUAUAUGCUUUGAUCGAUACUGGUUCCUCUCACUCAUUCAUGUCAUAUACGUUUGCACAUAUGCUACAUUUAGUUCCAGAUAAGCUAGGCUAUACCUUAUGUGUUAAAACACCUGUGGGAGAUACCUUGAAGGUAGACUCAGUUAUUAGAAGUUCCUUCAUUUGUGUGGAAGGAGCUUUCCUAGCAGCAGAUUUAAUUCUGCUACCUUUUGAUGAAUUCGAUGUCAUCCUUGGAAUGGACUUUCUGGCAACACAUGGAGCUGUUGUGGAUUGUCAAAAGAAAGAAGUGUUAUUCAGCACACCAGAUAAAGGUCCUGUUGUAUUCCGAGGCAUUAAGAAAAAGGAGACUCAUGGUUUUCUUUCUGCCUUGGAAGCUUUUCGAUUAGUGAAGGAAGGUUGUGAAGCCUUUCUUGCUCAAGUUACUAUAGUAAAUGAUAAGAAGGUUGAGGAUGUAGAGGUGGUAAGGGAAUUUCCUGAUGUAUUCCCCGAAGAACUUCCCGGCCUUCCACCAGAAAGGGAAGUAGAGUUUGAUAUUGAAUUGGUACCUGGCACAACACCAAUUUCAAUGGCACCAUAUAGAAUGGCACCAAUUGAGCUGAAGGAGCUUAAAGAACAAUUGCAAGAAUUGUUAGACAAGGGGUUUAUUCGACCUAGCAUCUCACCUUGGGGUGCACCGGUUUUGUUUGUCAAGAAGAAAGAUGGUUCCAUGAGAAUGUGCAUUGACUACCGGAGGUUGAAUAAGGCGACAGUGAAGAAUCGUUAUCCCCUUCCAAGAAUAGAUGAUUUGUUUGAUCAAUUGCAGGGUGCAUCAGUCUUUUCUAAGAUUGAUUUGAGAUCUGGAUACCAUCAAUUGAAAGUGGCAGAUGGAGCAACCUCAAAAACAGCUUUUAGAACAAGAUAUGGGCAUUAUGAGUUCCUGGUAAUGCCUUUUGGACUCACUAAUGCACCAGCGGUAUUUAUGGCUCUUAUGAACAGAGUUUUCCAUGAAUAUCUUGAUAAGUUUGUGAUUGUGUUCAUAGAUGAUAUUCUCAUCUAUUCUAAAAGCGAGGAGGAGCACAAAGCUCACCUUAGAAUUGUGUUGCAAAUUCUAAGGGAGAAACAAUUAUAUGCAAAAUUCUCAAAAUGUGAGUUUUGGCUGAAGGAGGUAAUAUUUCUGGGACAUGUAAUUUCUGGAAGAGGUGUCGAGGUGGAUCCGAAAAAGGUGGAAGCAGUGGUGAGUUGGACUCCACCAAAAGAUGUGUCGGAGUUGAGAAGUUUUCUUGGCAUGGCUGGUUAUUAUCGGCGGUUCGUAGAAGGAUUUUCUAAAAUUGCUGCACCAUUGACUAAACUGUUGAGGAAGAAUACUAAGUAUGUUUGGGAUGAAUCAUGUCAAAAGAGUUUUGAUGAACUGAAAAAGAGAUUGACCACAGCACCAGUACUUGCACUACCUUCAAGUCAGGGAGAGUUUGUGGUGUAUAGUGAUGCCUCGUAUCAAGGAUUGGGCUGUGUGUUAAUGCAAGAUGGAAGAGUUAUCGCAUAUGCCUCUAGGCAAUUGCGUCCUCAUGAAGUAAAUUAUCCCACUCAUGACUUAGAAUUGGCAGCGGUGGUAUUUGCUCUCAAGAUUUGGCGACAUUAUUUGUAUGGUGAGACUUUUAAAAUUCUAACUGAUCACAAAAGCUUGAAGUAUAUUAUGGAUCAGAAGGAUUUAAAUAGUCGCCAGAGGAGAUGGAUAGAGUUGUUAAAAGAUUAUGAUUGUACCAUUGAUUACCAUCCAGGUAAAGCUAAUGUAGUUGCUGAUGCUCUGAGCAGAAAGGGGAAGAAGAAUAUAAAUGAUCUGGUUGAUUUGAGGGCAAUGAAUGUUGAUUUGGAAGUGGAUGGUGUAACAGGGUUACUAGCUCGAUUGAACAUUCGACCUUUGUUGCACGACAAAAUUCGUGAGAAGCAGAAGGAGGACCCAGAGUUGGUAAAAAUCAUUCAAGACAUUGGGGAAGGAAAAGAAAGCCCAUUUGAAAUGGUAGAUGGCAUGUUGAAGAUUAAUGGAAGAGCAUGUGUUCCUAAUGUUGAUAACUUGAGGAAAGAGAUCCUAGAUGAAGCUCAUUCUUCUGCUUAUGCUAUGCACCCAGGAGCAACUAAAAUGUAUCACACGAUCAAACCAUAUUUUUGGUGGCGUGGGAUGAAAAAGGAAGCGGCUGAACAUGUUUUCACAUGUCUGGUAUGUCAGAAAGUUAAGGCAGAACAUCAAGCUCCUGUGGGAAAACUGCAACCACUUCCAAUUCCAGAAUGGAAGUGGGAAAGAAUCACAAUGGAUUUUGUAUAUGGUCUCCCAUCAUCAAGGGGAAAAGAUGCAGUAUGGGUGAUUGUGGACCGACUGACCAAAUCGGCUCACUUUUUACCCAUUAGAUGGAAACCAUCACUGGAGACUUUGUCUCAACUAUAUAUUAAGGAGAUCGUCAGAUUGCAUGGUGUGCCAAUUUCUAUUGUCUCUGAUCGAGACCCGAGCUUCACAUCUCGGUUUUGGCAAAGUUUACAUGAUGCCUUGGGAACUAAACUGCAUUUUACUUCAGCUUAUCAUCCUCAAACAGAUGGGCAGAGUGAACGAACCAUCCUAACUUUGGAGGAAUUACUUCGAUCAUGUGUAAUGCAAUGGGAGGAAUCAUGGAUUGACCAUUUGCCCCUGAUUGAGUUUGCUUACAACAAUCAGUACCAUAGUAGUUUGGGUGUCCCACCAUAUGAAGCACUUUAUGGGAGAAAAUGUAGAACACCAUUAUGUUGGGAUGUAGAAGGAGCAAGGCAAAUCUCAGGGCCAGAGAUAGUUCAGAUCACAGUUGAUAAGGUCAAGGAAAUCAGGGAGCGGUUGAGGGUGGCUCAAGAUCGACAGAAAGUUUAUGUUGACACGAAUAGGCGUGAAGUUAAUUUCGAAGUGGGUGAGAAAGUAUUUCUCAAAGUGUCACCAUGGAAAGGGGUGAUGAGAUUUGGUAAGAAAGGAAAGCUUGCACCUCGAUAUAUUGGGCCAUAUGAAAUCACAGAGAAGAUUGGACCAGUGGCUUAUAAGUUAGCAUUGCCUCCAGAAAUAUCUCAAAUCCACAAUGUAUUUCAUGUUAGUAUGCUGAAAAGGUACAAAGUGGAUCCUUCCCAUGUUAUACAACCAGAAGAGAUCGAGUUGGGUACAGAUUUAACAUUUGAAGAAGUCCCAGUGCAGAUUGUUGACCAUCAGGUUAAGACUCUUCGCAGGAAAGAAAUACCAAUGUUGAAAGUGGUUUGGAGAAAUCAAGAAAGUGAGAGUGCUACCUGGGAAACUGAAGCAAGUAUGCGAGAGAAGUACCCUGAGUUGGUAGCAACCUACCUUGCAGGUUAACAAUCUUGCCUAAUAAGAUAUGUUUUGAACU
Linum trigynum is the source of this 6874-nucleotide messenger RNA. The record is from the annotation of a GenBank genome assembly. NCBI's taxonomy places the organism in Eukaryota, Viridiplantae, Streptophyta, Magnoliopsida, Malpighiales, Linaceae.